AUGAUCCGUCCUGUACCGUUGCGAUCGCUGUCAACCCCGUGUAGCCUUACUCUGACAUGUGGGAGAAGGUUCGCAUCAUCGAGAGCUGAAUCGCCGAUAACCCGAUCGAGAAGUGCUAAAUGGGCAAGAAGGGGGGUAAUCAUGGGAGUGGUCUUCACUGGGCUAUACGUCUAUGACAGACAAUUCAAUGCUAGCGCUAUCACCAGGAGUAUGAAAACGGCUUAUAUCGGUGUUCUAUGUACCUUGGAUUCAGAUAAAAUAGAAGCUUUGCAUGAGCGAGUAGCUGGUAGACUGAAAUGGGUGAUAGAUACGAAUCAAGGAUUGUACUUGAAACUCGGUCAAGCGUUAGGUCUGCAAGCUGCUUUACUGCCCAAACCGUAUAGAGAGGCAUUCGGACAUGUAUUCGAUCGAGCUCCAGCUGUAUCAUACGAUGAGGUGUUCCAAAAAGAUUUAUCGUUAAACCCAUUAGACAUCUUCGCGACCUUCUCCGAAAACCCUUUGGCAUCAGCUUCAAUAGCGCAAGUACACAAAGCAACGCUGAGACCCGGACCAGAUGGCGAAAGCAGAGUUGUGGCUGUGAAAGUGCAGAAACCGGCGAUUGAGAAACAGAUGGAAUGGGAUCUGUUCAGUUAUCGAUCACUCAUGUGGGCAUGUGAGAAGGUUUUUGAUAUGCCAAUGUAUUUCGUCGCCAAAUACGUAUCAUCCCAAAUGCGUCUUGAAACUUCAUUCAUCAACGAAGCGAACAACGCUAGGAAAUGCGCUGAACUACUUGCUCAAACACCAGAGCUGAGGGACGAUGUUUACGUGCCUAGGGUGUAUGGGGAAGCUGAGGGAUGCAAGGAGAGUGACAGGAUCAUGGUAAUGGAAUGGGUUGAUGGGUGCAGACUUAAUGACAAAGAACAAAUUGAGAAAUGGAAUUUAAAACCCCGAGAAGUCAUGGAUUUAGCCAUAUCGACCAUGUCAGCCAUGACUUUCUCGUGGGGUUUCAUACAUUGUGAUCCUCAUCCUGGAAACAUUCUGGUUCGACCACAUCCUACCAAAAAGGGUAAACCUCAAAUCAUUGAAGGCAUAGCAAAGAAAUGGGGUAUAGCUGUCGAUGCGAAUAUGUUCGCUUCUGCAAUUUUGCUUCGCCCUUUCCAAGUGAAUAAGAAUAAAAAGAAUGGGAAAAACGUGGUUCCAGAGAAAAGUCAAUAUGAGCAACAGGUUGAAAUUAAAGAGAGGAUGAAGAAGAUGUUGGAGAAUGAGCAGUUGAUUCCUCGGGAACUCAUCUUCCUGACUCGAUGUCAGAGGAUGAUGCAGGCUAAUAACCAAUUACUCGGCUCACCGUCAUCAAGAGUAAACUUGACCGCUAGAUGGGCAUCAAUCGGGUAUACACGAUCCUUGACAGGAUCAAGAUCGCUGAAUUCUGUCGGAUUGUCACGAUGGAUCAAAGAUAGGUUCGAUGCUUUCCUAUUCAGAUUUACACUGGGUGUGGUAGACAUCGCAUUUUGGUUCACGCUGCAAAAGCAACGCUUCUUACCUAAAGAAAAAGGAGGAUGGGAAGAAAAACUCCAAAAGCAAUUCGAAGCCAUGGCAAAAGAGGAAUUCGGAAUAGAAAUAGAUGAUACAGUUUUCUUGGGAUAA
Messenger RNA from Kwoniella shivajii, 1623 nucleotides. RefSeq lists its product as uncharacterized. The transcript is spliced from 15 exons. The record is from RefSeq and is a predicted model, not a curated record. Lineage: Eukaryota; Fungi; Basidiomycota; Tremellomycetes; Tremellales; Cryptococcaceae. Bases 1 to 1623 code for a protein of 540 amino acids.